This is a messenger RNA of Habropoda laboriosa, 5087 nucleotides long. Its product is annotated as multidrug resistance-associated protein 4-like. Gene Ontology annotation, biological process: transmembrane transport. Lineage: Eukaryota; Metazoa; Arthropoda; Insecta; Hymenoptera; Apidae. The record is from RefSeq and is a predicted model, not a curated record. Gene Ontology annotation, cellular component: membrane. Gene Ontology annotation, molecular function: ABC-type transporter activity; ATP binding; ATP hydrolysis activity. The transcript is spliced from 15 exons. The coding region runs from base 140 to 4318 and encodes 1392 amino acids.
AAAACGUUUCUAUUUCCUGUUCUUUGAUUCACCCUUGCAAUUACCAUCGAGUUUCUUCUUUUCCACGGUUGAACGGUGUUUUGGUCAGUGAUCGAAAUAUUAGUGAUCAGCGACGAGUUAAUGCGGUGCAUCGGAGAAGAUGGAUUCGAGCAAUGUGAAAUCGAAACCAAAUCCACGGGAAAGGGCGAGCUUAUUGUCGGUGCUGCUUUGGUGGUGGACGAUAGAUUUGUUCAAGACUGGCUACAGGAAGGUACUGCAAACGGAUGACCUGUAUAAUCCACUGAAGAUUGACCGAUCAAACAUACUAGGAGAUCGACUAGAGAAACGAUGGAAAAUCGAAUUAGAAAAUUCGAAAAAGUACAGAAGAAGAGCCAGUCUACUGAGAGCCAUUUUUCGCACUUUCAUAUGGGAAUACACCGCCCUUGGUUUAAUACAGAUAUUGAACGAAUUUUUUAUCCGGUUAGGGACACCGAUACUUUUGGGCGGUCUGUUGCGCUACUUCAAGAAGGACACGCAUGAGACUUAUGAAACAGCGUUAUUGUACGCGGCUGGAAUUUGUCUAGCAACGGCUGUAAACGUGAUUACGCUCAAUCAAGCGAUCUUUGGCGCCUUCCAUGUUGGUGCCAAGAUCAGGGUCGCCACCUGUUCCGUUGUGUACCGGAAGGCACUGCGCCUUAGCAAAACAGCAUUGGGAGAAACGGCACCUGGAAAAGUGGUCAAUUUAGUGGCCAAUGACGUGAAUAGAUUUGAUCUUGUCUCUAUCUUCAUUCAUCAUAUGUGGUCUGCACCACUCUCUGCAUUGGUCAUAGCUUACUUUCUUUACAUUGAAGCUGGAUACUCUGGUCUGAUUGGUAUUGCUGCAGUAUUUGUUGUCGUGCCGAUUCAAUCAUACACGGGCAAGCUUUCUUCUAUAUUUAGGCUGCAGACUGCUAUAAAAACAGAUGAAAGAGUCCGGCUGAUGGAUGAGAUUAUAUCAGGAGUUCAGGUGAUCAAGAUGUAUGCCUGGGAGAAGCCCUUCUGUGCCUUAAUAGAGACUGCCAGGAAAUGGGAAUUGCAAGUGGUCACUAAAAGUGCUUAUAUUAGAGGCACUUACAUGACCUUCAACCUGUUCACCACGAGAAUGGCUCUUUUUUGUACUCUAAUUAGCAUGCUCUUGUUUGGAAAUGAAUUAACAGCUGACAAAGUCUUCGUUUUCUCUUCAUACUUCAAUAUACUGGCACAUACUAUGUCUGGAAUGUUCGUGAGGGGUUUUGCAGAGAUUGCAGAAUGUAUGGUGGCUGUGAGGAGGCUGCAGCACUUCCUGAUGUACGACGAAUUUCAGGAGAAUGGAUUUACCUUGAACAAAUUUGCUGUCAGUCUCAAUGGUAGCAUUAACAGUAUGUCUAAGCAGACUUCCAAUAAAACUUCCAAACCUGAUAUACCAUAUAUCGAUGAUGAAAUAGAUACUUAUGAGAAUUUGGAUGAUUCUUCAGAAAAAAGGAGGCAUAAUGGCCUGGUAGUCGUUGCCAGUGAUUUGUUAAAAAAUACAGCCAAUCUCAUGGGAGAAAAGAAUCGUUCCUCUAUGAUAAAUGAAGAGCCGCAUGCAGUGCAAAUGAUAAAUGUAAUUGCCAAAUGGGAACCAGGCCAAUCUGAGAACACUUUGGGGGGUCUAAACUUAGAAAUACAGAAAGGAAAAAUGUAUGCUGUGAUAGGUAUGGUUGGAGCUGGAAAAAGUUCUUUCCUAUCUGCGAUUCUUGGGGAAAUAGACGUGAUAGAGGGCCAGGUGAAAGUAAAUGGAAGUUUAAGUUAUGCUGGACAAGAAGCUUGGGUUUUUGGGUCUACUGUUAGACAAAAUAUUCUUUUUGGACAACCCUAUGAUCGUCAUCGAUACCAGAAGGUUAUCAAGGCUUGUUCUCUUCUUAGAGACUUUAAACAAUUUCCACAAGGUGAUCAAACUGUUGUAGGGGAGAGGGGCAGCUCUUUAUCUGGAGGACAGAAAGCUAGAAUAAAUUUGGCUAGAUCUUUGUACAGGCAGGCAGACAUUUACUUGUUGGAUGAUCCUCUAAGUGCUGUUGACACACAUGUCAGUAAACACUUGUUCGAAGAAUGCAUGCAAAGAUACUUAGCUGGCAAAACAAGAAUUUUAGCCACUCAUCAGUUACAAUAUGUGAAAAAUGUAGAUGCAAUUAUACUUAUAGAACAGGGAAAAGUCACAGUAUUCUCCUAUUAUCAGGAUCUAUUGAAUCAACGACCAGAGUACGCUGAACUUCUAGCAGCGGAAACAGAGACGAACGAGGAUAACUCUAUAGAGAAGAACACCAUGAGAAGACAGUUUUCAUCAUCCAGUACAAGAAGUCGAACUCCAGAAGCAAGCAGUGGAGGAACAGACGACGAAGAAGAAGACGAAGACCCAGAAAAACUUAACGAUGGCUUAGAGGGAACCUCUCGAGGAAUGGUUAAGGGACCAAUAUUCCUGAAGUACUUUCAAACUGGUGCCAAUUUAUGCCUUGCGUUCACACUUCUCCUAUUAUUUAUAUGCACACAAUUCAUAGCCAGUGUCAACGAUUAUUUUGUUCCUGUCUUAGUAAAUGCAGAAGAAACACGACAUUAUUUACUUACACAGAACAACUUAAACACUACCAAUGAUACUAUGACAGAAGAUGUAGAUAUUUCUUCCAUGUACAAUUACAUGUACAUUUACACAGGCAUAGUCGUGGGUUUGUUCUGCAUAGGUAUCACUAGAUCGUUGACUUUUUUCAAAGUAUGCAUACACUGCAGCCAAAAGUUGCACGAUAUGGCCUUCAGUGCUUUAAUUAGAACUGGCAUGAGGUUUUUCGACACGAAUCCAAGCGGUCGAAUCCUCAACAGGUUCUCCAAAGAUAUGGGAGCCAUCGAUGAACUGUUACCAAAGGCUAUACUCGAUGCUGGUCAAAUUUGCAUGAUGAUGUUUGGCUCUCUGACACUAUCAUGCAUCAUUAAUCCUCUUUUCUUAAUUCCUAUUCUAUUUUUGGGUACAGUCUUCUAUUGGAUACGAAAAGUAUUUUUAAAAACUAGCAAAAACAUUAAAAGAAUGGAAGGAAUGACUCGAUCUCCUGUGUUCACUCAUCUAAAUGCUACACUGAAUGGAUUGACUACUAUAAGAGCCUACUGUGCACAGGAUAUACUGAAGAAAGAAUUUGAUAAACUACAAGAUGUACACACUUCUACUGUAUAUAUGUACAUGGCAGCUAGUACUGCCUUUGGGUUCUCAUUGGACAUUUUCUGCUUCGUUUUUACAUCAUUGGUCACAUUUAGUUUCCUCAUAUUACAACAAUCAUUUUCUGGUGGAGAGGUGGGUUUAGCUAUUACUCAAGUGAUGGCCAUGACUGGGAUGAUCCAGUGGGGCAUGAGACAAAACGCUGAAGUAGCUAACCAAAUGAUGUCUGUAGAACGAGUAUUGGAGUACACACAAAUCACACCAGAGCCUAACUUGCGCGACAGAGGAAAGUUUGCGAAGAAAACUGAAAAACAGAUUGCACUUCCUGUUAAUGCUCCAAAGUACUGGCCCACUGAUGGAAUGAUCAGAUUUAUAAAUGUUUACAUGAGAUAUGCAGAAGAGGAUCCUCCAGUAUUGAAGAGCUUGAACAUUGUUAUUUAUCCUGGAGAAAAGAUAGGUAUAGUGGGAAGAACUGGUGCAGGAAAAUCGUCCCUAAUAUCAGCCCUAUUUAGAUUAGCCAAAAUUGAAGGAAUAAUAGAAAUUGAUGGUAUAGACACUGGGUCUAUUUGCUUGGAAGAUCUAAGACGUCAUAUAUCAAUCAUUCCCCAGGAUCCUGUUUUAUUCUCUGGUACUUUAAGACGUAACUUGGAUCCUUUUGACGAAUUUACGGAUAAAGCUCUAUGGGAAGUACUUGAUGAGGUGGAAUUAAAGGAUGCUAUAAUCACUGCCGGUACAGGAUUACAAAGUCGUGUAUUAGAUAGAGGUAGUAACUACAGUGUUGGUCAAAGACAGUUAGUUUGUCUGGCCAGAGCUAUUUUAAGAAACAAUCGAAUACUCAUGCUUGACGAGGCGACUGCUAACGUGGAUCCACAGACAGACGCUUUAAUCCAGCAUACUAUAAGAAAGAAAUUUGCCAAAUGCACUGUACUUACUAUUGCUCAUCGAUUAAACACUAUUAUGGAUAGUGAUAAGGUUCUAGUUAUGGAUAAGGGCCGCAUGGCAGAAUACGACCACCCACACAUGUUACUACAAAAUAGCUACAGUCAAUUCACUUCGUUGGUUAAAGAAACCGAUCGCGCUAUGUACGAUCAAUUAGUUAGGGUAGCCAAGCAAUCUUAUAUCGCGAAACACGAUGAACGAUGAUUAUUGUUGCAAACUGGCUUGUUCGUUUACAAUUAACAAGCCACAGCUUAUAUGGCUUUAUUGAGCAAAAGUGAAGCUUCUAGGAAGGUUAGGGUCAGAAAGUGGAAGAUGGAGGAUCAUUUGUGACGUCUUCGUUAUUAAUCAGCCCCUUACGGUAGAAUAAAGCUAUCGCAAAUAUUCUUUCAUAAACAAUGAUAGGUGAUGAUCGAGGCAGUUUUCCCCGUAAUACUUUUAUUGCUGUUGGCGCACUUUCACCUUAAUUUAAUUUUUAAUUGCGCCCUUCCACCUUUUUAUACCUUUUACGUACUUCCACCUACAUGAUUGAAUAUCUAUCACCUGUCACGCGUGUUACGUAAUAAAAUCUGCUGUAAUAAAAGGAUUUGGCGAGGACAGUGUAGUAGGGAUGGAAAAUCCACAUUCUUACCGCUUAUUUGUAUGCGCGUUAAAAGCUUCACUUUUGCGCGAUGAAGCAAUCUAAUACUAGAUUCGUGGUUUUUCACUGAUUUUAAUCCUACAAUAGUAUCACUACAUAUAUUCGUGGAGACGUAUUUUUAUAUUCUUGUCCAUGCAAAAUGUUAUAUGACUUUAUUCCAGUACUUCCUAUAAAGUAUAAACAACACAUCAAACACUUCCAACGAGUACUUAUAUAUUUUUUUACUUGGGAUUUUACACGUUUACCUUGGGGAAUUUUGCAUUCUGAAAAUUUGCAAUAGCUCAGAGACGCAUAGAUGCCAAAUAAACUUAUAAGAUAUUGAUAAGAGUUAAUAUA